AUGUUGGACGAGAGCAAUGUUCAUGCAAAAGCAUGUAGAAUGGCAAGGGAUGUUUUGAAGGAGAGUACCUUUGAUGAUUUAAAGUUGAAGCUUAUUUCAAGUAGGUCGGGUGACGGUCGUGUGUAUAACACGCCCACAAUUUCAAAAGUGGCUGCUCUAAUUGUCAGUGAUAUAGACUCUACUAAACUGAGGGACAUCAUAAUCCAUGAGCGUGAUGGUGGAUUACAGAGGAUCGAGGAGUUUCACCCGACUUAUCUUGGUUACCAAUACCCAUUGAUUUUUACGUAUGGGGAAGAUGGUUACAGAGAGAAUAUACUUCACAGGUACAAACAUGAACAAACAGUCACUAAGCAGAACCAUCAAACCACUAAGGAUUGGUUAUGCUUCCGACUACAAGAACACAUUGUUGAACCUACAAAUUUACUUCAUGCAAGGCGUCUCUUCCAGCAAUUUUCUGUUGACAACUACAGUAUGAUAGAGACCGAGUGUCUUAAUUGGUUGCGGAGAAAACAAUCUAAAUUGAGAGUUGGAAAGUAUAGCAACUUACAACAACAAGAUGGUGUCGGUACUUCGCAACAAGGUAACAAGCAAGGAAAGCAUGUCAUUUGCCUUCUACAUUUGUCGGGAGAAAAAGGUACAUGA
Lathyrus sativus (Indian pea) is the source of this 642-nucleotide messenger RNA. The record is from the annotation of a GenBank genome assembly. Lineage: Eukaryota; Viridiplantae; Streptophyta; Magnoliopsida; Fabales; Fabaceae.